AUGGCAGCGCAACUCGACGCCAAGGACGCCAAGCCGCCAUACGCCUUCAAGCGCGUCGACGCGUACGACGGCGGCAUCGGUGCCUUCGCGACGCGGGACUUGAAGCGCGGCGAGGUCAUCCUGCACGAGCCGCCACUCGUCACGGCCACGAUGGCGACGUUAGAACAACGAGUCGCUGCACUAGAUGAAAAAACGCGCAAGCGCCUCUUCUCGCUCUGCGACUGGCGCGCCGAGCGCGCCAAAACCCAAAAAACGGCGCUCGGCGUCUUCCAGGCGAACGGCUACCCCUGCCCGACGGCUAGAGAACCCGACGCGGCCGGCGUCUUCCUCAAAUUUAGUAGAUUCAACCACUCGUGCAAGCCGAACGCGCACCACGCCUGGCGCAAGGGCGAGCGCUGGAUCUUCGCGACGCACGAUGUCAAGGAGGGGUCGGAGCUCACGACGCAUUAUGUUGAUCUAUUUAUGACGUCCGAGGACCGCAAGAAGGCGCUCAAGGAGCGCUUCGGCUUCGACUGCGUGUGCCGGGGCUGCGAGCCGACGCCGAAACUAAGAGUCGCCUUCUCGGACGCGCGGCGGGCUCACAUGCGCCAAUUGGACGAGCAGAUCUACGACAAAGCAUCUAGGGGGAAGCACGAGGCCGCCAUCCGCGACGUCACGGAGCGGUUGAUCAUGCUCGAGGAGGAGGAGCUCGACUCGCCGGCGGCCGUCGCGCGCGCGUGCGACGACGCCGCGCAGGCCGCGGCCCACGCGAACGAUAAAAAAACGGAGAAGGAAUGGCUCGAGCGCGCGCGCGCCGAGUCGAAGCUCUGCGAGCCGCCCGAGUCGUCCGAGCUCGAGGAGCUCGAGCGGCGGCUGGCGAAGCUAGGUGUGUAGUUUGUAUUUCAAG
Molecule: messenger RNA, 886 nt
Organism: Pelagomonas calceolata
Lineage: Eukaryota; Pelagophyceae; Pelagomonadales; Pelagomonadaceae
Source: the annotation of a GenBank genome assembly